Messenger RNA from Cyclopterus lumpus (lumpfish), 1888 nucleotides. RefSeq names its product shootin 2 (gene shtn2). Bases 124 to 1752 code for a protein of 542 amino acids. The transcript has 17 exons. The record is from RefSeq and is a predicted model, not a curated record. Lineage: Eukaryota; Metazoa; Chordata; Actinopteri; Perciformes; Cyclopteridae.
GGUUUCCAGUAGUGAUUCCCACUUGCUUCCUAAAUAGCACGCCGUUCAUGCUUAACAUGUGCGUCAUAAUUUAUUUUUUUUGUAUCAAGGAGCUAAAAGCUUGAAAGCUGUGCAGGCGGCAGGAUGUGGGCACAAGGUGAGGACGGUGCAGCAGCAGAGUCUGAAGGCGAGAGGGGUUUAUCUUCCGAAGAUGAGGGAGACAUUCAGUGUGAGAUCCUGGAAAUUCAGAGAGAUGACGCCAACCAGAGGCUGUCUGAACUGGAGGAAGUCUCCAAUCAGCUCUUGAAAGAGAUAAACGUACUGGAGAUGCAGUUCCAGAUUGAGCGCUCGUGCAGGGAGAGUGCCGAGGCGCUGGCUGUCAAAGUGACCAAAGAGAACAAAGUGCUGAAGAGGGCGAGCCAGAUGGCGAUGCCACUCAUCCUCGAGCUGCCUGAAGACUUGGCCGCCGUGACCUUUGACCCAGAGGCUGACCCUGCGUUUAACGGGGACGAGGUCGACGAUUUCGGCGAAGAGACGCUGCUCAUGGAGAGUCAAGCAAAGAUCGCAGAGCUGCAGGUGUCAGUGGACAGUCUGCUGGCUGAGAAGAUGCAGCUGGAGCAACAAGUGGAGGAUCUGACCAAAGAACAGGUCCAAUUUAGAGAGCAGCUUGCUCUGGAGGUCGAGGAGAAAGAGGCCAUACUGAGGAAAAUGGGCAAACAGAACAAGACCAUGAAUAAAAUCAACCGCGUCUCCCAGCUUGUCACAGAGGAGUUCACAGAAAUGUCUCAGAAGCUGGAGCUGGAGCAGGACCUCCGGCAGCACGCUGAAGUCUUCGCCCACCAGAUGCUGAUGCAGCAGAAGGCGGCCCGGGGGGAGAGCGAGGCGCUGCCACCGAGCGAGGAGACCGGCCUGCAGCUGCAGCGGGCGCUGGAGCAGAUCUCCAUCAUCAGCACGGCCCUGUGUGACAUACAACGCUCUUACCAGGUAAGACAGAGUCAGAGCGCCGUCCCCUCGGAGCUGCAGAACCUGAGGGAACAGCUGGAGGAGAGCGUGGAGGAGAAGGCGUCCUUGGAGGAGCAGCUGUCCGGAGCCAACGGCCGUGUCACGCAACUCCAGGAGGAAGUGAACCGGCUACGAGAGACACUGAGCGGGGAGGAAGAGCCAGAGGAGAAAGCCACUCCUGCUCCACCUCCUCCACCUCCUCCUCCUCCUCCUCCUCUUCCUCCACUACCCACUGCUGUCACCAAUUCACUGGAUUUCCUGAGAAGAAGGAGAGCAGAAGGAGCCAGUAAAGCUGAUCAAAACAAAGCAGCACCGUUUCUGGACAUGAAGGCGAAAGCGGUGGAUGAAAUGAUGGAGAGAAUAAAGAGAGGCAUCAUCCUGAGGCCCGUCGAGAAAACACAGGAGGAUGACAGCUCGUGGAAGGACCAGAGGAGCGAAAACAGAAAAUCUGCGAUCCUGGAGUUGAAAGGAAUGCUGGACGACAGGAAACGUCUGCAGCUCCGCAGACUUCCAUCCAGACGUGGAUUCAGACGCAAUGUCGGGGAAGCAGAGCUCCUGCAGGUGCUCCAUAGGAGGAGGAAAGCAAUGGGGGAGAACCAGGACCAAACAUGGGACCCUCAGCCAGGUCUACAGUGCGCCCCAGCAGCAGGAGGCGCUCCCUGGGCAGGCGAGAGCGGCGCCGCCCCUGUUCUCCGGAGGCUGAAACAGAACCGGGAGAAGAGAGACUCUCGCAUCAGAGCGUCGGCUCUGAUCAUCAGCCAGGACAACUGAGAGCGGCCAUUCCUUUUUUAUUUGACCUCAAAGGAACCAAUUAUAGCCUGGCCGAUUGUUUUUGAAUGAAUACAUGAAUGCAUCGCUUUUGUUAGCAUUCACAAUAAAAAUGUCCGUUGAUCUCGGGCUCUAUUGA